Molecule: messenger RNA, 1027 nt
Organism: Sorex fumeus (smoky shrew)
Lineage: Eukaryota; Metazoa; Chordata; Mammalia; Eulipotyphla; Soricidae
Gene: PSMA5
Product: proteasome 20S subunit alpha 5
Exons: 9
Coding region: 117-842 (241 amino acids)
Biological process (GO): proteasome-mediated ubiquitin-dependent protein catabolic process
Cellular component (GO): proteasome core complex, alpha-subunit complex; nucleus; proteasome core complex
Source: RefSeq, a predicted model, not a curated record
CACGCGCCGUGGGGAGCAGGCCCGAGUUGUGUGGCGGUGCGAGUGGAGUGCCGGCGAACUCGUGUGGGCCCUCGGGAACGCCGCGGAAAGCGCUGCCGCCGUCGCCAUCCCUCAUCAUGUUCCUCACCCGGUCCGAGUACGACAGGGGUGUGAAUACUUUUUCUCCUGAAGGAAGACUGUUUCAAGUUGAAUAUGCCAUUGAAGCUAUCAAGCUUGGUUCUACAGCCAUAGGGAUCCAGACAUCAGAAGGUGUGUGCCUAGCUGUGGAGAAGAGAAUUACCUCUCCACUCAUGGAGCCCAGCAGCAUUGAGAAAAUUGUCGAGAUUGAUGCUCACAUAGGUUGUGCCAUGAGUGGGCUAAUUGCUGAUGCUAAGACUUUAAUUGAUAAAGCCAGAGUGGAGACACAGAACCAUUGGUUUACCUACAACGAAACAAUGACAGUGGAGAGUGUAACCCAGGCUGUGUCCAAUCUGGCUCUUCAGUUUGGAGAAGAGGAUGCAGACCCAGGCGCCAUGUCUCGUCCUUUUGGAGUAGCACUCUUAUUUGGAGGAGUUGAUGAGAAAGGACCUCAGCUGUUUCAUAUGGAUCCAUCUGGAACCUUCGUACAGUGUGAUGCCCGAGCCAUUGGUUCUGCUUCAGAGGGUGCCCAGAGCUCCUUGCAAGAAGUUUACCAUAAGUCUAUGACACUGAAAGAAGCCAUCAAGUCUUCACUCAUUAUACUCAAGCAAGUUAUGGAGGAGAAACUGAAUGCAACUAACAUAGAGUUGGCCACAGUGCAGCCUGGCCAGAAUUUCCACAUGUUCACAAAGGAAGAACUUGAGGAGGUUAUCAAGGACAUUUAAGAAGUGUAAUCCUCAGAACUUUCCUGGGAGAAAUUUGGGUUCUCCAUAUUUCCCUUAACUUUUACUUCCAGUUGUAAUUGUCUGGAAAAUCUCCAUUGUUUGUGCUUUUUUUUAUGAUAUGAUACGUCUGUACAUAAAGGCAGUUCUGAAAUAAAGAAAACUUUAAAAUAUUUGUUAAUAGACUA